CGGCAUACAGAAAAAAAACAAGAAAAUGGGGGAGAGAGGAUACGGUUUUUCCCUUACAACAUUCAGCCCUUCAGGGAAGCUAGUCCAGAUUGAAUAUGCCCUGGCUGCUGUUGCGGCUGGCGCACCCUCAGUGGGGAUAAAGGCUACAAAUGGUUGCGUCUUGGCUACGGAGAAAAAGCACAAGUCUGUUCUUUAUGAUGAACACAGCGUCCACAAAGUUGAGAUGAUCACCAAAAAUAUUGGAAUGGUUUAUAGCGGCAUGGGACCAGAUUACAGAGUUCUAAUAAAGCAGGCCAGAAAGUUGGCUCAGAACUACUAUCUCACUUAUCAAGAGGAAAUCCCAACGUCACAACUGGUACAGAGAGUAGCCACAGUCAUGCAGGAGUAUACACAAUCUGGAGGUGUGCGUCCAUUUGGUGUCUCGCUACUGAUGGCAGGUUGGGACGAAGAUGAGAAGCGACCGUAUCUCUACCAAUGCGAUCCCUCAGGAGCAUACUUUGCCUGGAAAGCCACUGCUAUGGGCAAGAACUUUGUAAAUGGAAAAACUUUCUUGGAGAAGAGAUACAGUGAAGAUCUGGAGUUAGAGGACGCUGUCCACACAGCCAUCUUAACCUUGAGAGAAAGCUUUGAAGGCCAGAUGACAGAGGACAACAUCGAAAUUGGUAUUUCCGAUGCUGAAGGAUUCCGCCGGUUAUCUCCUUCAGAAGUCAAGGACUACCUAGCGUCCAUAGCUUAACGAUAUGUUACUGUGUUCUUCAGAAGUAUGUGCUUGAUUCAAUGUGGACAGUGAGCUUGGACUGUUUAUGACCUCAGAGUCGGAACGAGGUUUUUGGUUGAAAGUUCAUUGUAGGACUUUGUGCACGAUUUGAUUACAACAAGAUCGGCUGUACUCCAAAACGCCAGAGGUUCAUUCUCAUCAGCAGUAAAUUUGUUGAGGCCAUCUAUUGAAGUCGCAAUGGCCCCUGAACAUUAGGACUGGACACAGGGCUACUUGGUCAGUGAAGGACUGGAGGUCUUUUAAGUCAACAUACUUUAUUGUCAAUAUCUCUGUUCCGUGCUUUUGGCUGACACCCUACCAAUCAGAUAUAACUCUCAACACCUGGUCCUGUGCCAAUUUGAAGAUCUCAAAAGAUUUCCAUUGUAAAAUGUUGACUAUCAAUACAAAAUGUUUUUUUCGUACAA
This is a messenger RNA of Lineus longissimus, 1182 nucleotides long. Its product is annotated as proteasome subunit alpha type-2. The transcript has 5 exons. Gene Ontology annotation, cellular component: proteasome core complex; proteasome core complex, alpha-subunit complex. Bases 26 to 736 code for a protein of 236 amino acids. NCBI's taxonomy places the organism in Eukaryota, Metazoa, Nemertea, Pilidiophora, Heteronemertea, Lineidae. The record is from RefSeq and is a predicted model, not a curated record. Gene Ontology annotation, biological process: proteasomal protein catabolic process; ubiquitin-dependent protein catabolic process.